Molecule: messenger RNA, 7180 nt
Organism: Linum trigynum
Lineage: Eukaryota; Viridiplantae; Streptophyta; Magnoliopsida; Malpighiales; Linaceae
Source: the annotation of a GenBank genome assembly
CACUAAAAUUAUUUCAACAGCUCAAGUUUGGUAACUGACCAUUAGUCUCCGUCAGACUCCGUUAACACUGUCAGUUAACUCUUGAUGUGGCUAACGAAAGUGUCUAAUCAGCAAAUUUUAAACCAAAAAUAAUAUAACCCAACCCGCCACAUCAGAAAUCCAAUGAACCAACUCAACCCCUCACCCAGUCUCAGUUCUUGACCAUUCCUCUCCUCUCCUCGGUUCCUCUUCCUAUUUCUUCAUUGCAAUUAAACUCGGCGAUGUUAUGGGUACGAAAGAUUGUUGAGACCCCUUCUUCUUCCCGUCUUUCUUCAUCGGAGCCUAGUCACUGGGAGUGGAUUUGCCGGCUAGAACUGAGAGUUCGUUGGAUUCGAGCCUUGGAGCUUUUAUCAUCCACUUCCUCCUGACGAGCAAUAAUUGGAACACGAGUGCUCCGACAGUUGAUUCUCCGGCGAUACAUUGUAGAAGGUCGUCGUCAAUAGGAAGAGAUUCGUAGGUCGCUCGUCGCUGCAACCAUGACAGGGGGACCGGUGGCCUAGCCGCCGUUGGGUUGGAGGAAUUUGGAAACUCUAUAUUUGCGUUCUUUCUCUUCUCUCUCCGAUUCGCCGUUGAGUGAGAAAGGAAGGCGGCUGAAGGAGUUGGUGACUAAGCAAGGGAAAGUGAAGUAGGGAUCUAUUUUGCAGUCCCGGAUCUUGGCGUUUGCAGGCCCUAGAGCUUUGAAAUUUUCAUUACAUCUAAAAAAUUGAUAAUUGUAAUCGGCCAUCUUCCCAAAUAAGAACACUGCCUUAACUCUUCUCGACACCACAAUCUUUUCUUCGAUCUUUAUGUGCUUCAUCUUCACCCCUUACCUAGGAAAAAUCGGGUUCAGUUUCUCCCUUCAGACCUUCCCUGCAUCGAACUCCCCCUUCUCCUUCGCCGUCCUUCAGGAAAUCUCCGAUUGCGAUAGAUGUUCAAGGAGCUCCAUCGAGUACUUGAACAUGAUGUCAUAUUGGAUCAGGGAGUGUCGGGGGACGACACAGAACAAGUGAAUCUUCUUUUCCGCAUCUUCACUUUUAUGUGCCCUGGCGAUGUCAUCACUGGUGGAAGGGUCAAAGAUGGCGGGGUUGGCAUAGGAAUUGGAGUAGGAGUGGAAGAGUUCACAGAGGUAGAAGUCGUCCGAAGUUCUCCUUGAGGAUGGGCUAGGACGGCGACAACUGGCGGCGGUAGAGGUGAAAGAAUGGCCUAGAAAGAAUCCUAUUCAUGUGCAGAAUAGAGUACAUGUUCGAUUCACGGUUGGGUUGUUUUUGGGUUUUUAUGACGUGGAGGGUUAUAAUUUUUUGGGGUUUAAAUUUUCUAAUUAUGCAUUUUCGUUAGUCACGUCAGUAGUUAACUGAUGGUGUUAACGGUGUCUGAUGGAGACUAAUGGCCAGUGACCAAACUUGGACCGUUGAACUAAUUUUAGUGACCAUGAUGGAAUAAAAUAAUCUUCGUGGUAAAUGUGAUUUUUUUAGUAAUUCUAGUGACCAAACUUGCAAUUUACCCGCUUUUUUAAAUAACGAGAUAAACAACGGACCAUAUAGGGGAGAAAUGGUUUGGUUGCCGCUAAACUUUCACAAUAAGGGUCGGGUACCCCUCAACAACCAUUAGGGCCUCGGAUACCAUCCAAGUCCAUAAGUCAUUAUCUCGUUCAACUUUUCCAUUAAGGUCACCAUCGGGGCAAAAAAAAAAAAAAACGGAACGGCCACCUCAGCGCUGAUUGGGUCCCACCUGGCUGUUGAGUAAUCUUUGGUGAAGAAAUUCCUGCCAAAAUUCUUAUGCUAGCUCCAUUAAAUUCUUAUGCAUGAGUUAAGCAUGGCAUCGUAAACGUGUUGUGUGAACAAAAUAAUACCAUAACAUGUUUGCUUCAAGAUGUUUAGGAGGUUCAUAUUCCUACCAAAAUAACACAUUCUAGGACAACAUGUGUUCGGCUCAGAAAAUGUACUUGGCUAAGAGUUUAAGGUGUAGCCACAUGAUUGGCUACUACCAAUGCCACAAACCAUUAAGCUAACAACCUACAUUACUGACACGCUACGACACAACACCAAACUGCGACCAAGUGUAAUCGCAGUCCAGGAAUGCAGUAAAGUGCCAAGUUCUAAUUAUCAACCCGGGGUCCAGAUCUACUGCCUACUCCGCGUAUAUCUGUUAUCUAGAAAACUAAGUCGAUUGAUCGUUAUUUUAACUAAAAGCAGUAAGAAAGCAGGAAUUGGUUCGGUUUUCUGAAGCAAGGAAGAGUCACUCGGGAAUGAGUCCCCCUAGCUCCUUAGUUAGGUCUCAGUUGUAAUUACCCUCGGUUGAUUUACUGUUGAUUAGACUGUGGAAGAUCCGACAGUAGCUUGGAAUCUCUUAAGCUGACCAAGCCCUCUCAGUCUAACUACCCGGCAGACGACUAGUCUUCACCGGGAUAGAAAGCUGAAGCAAUAAGCACAAAACUCCACUACUGGAAUUGGAUUCCAGUACAAAGCAGUAGACUGACUAACUCUCGUAUAGCCAAUCUACUACUACCGAAUGAAGAAGCUCUAACAACCUAAUCAAAUUCUAUCUAUCUCAGGUUGCAGCAGAAAUCAAGAAAAGCUGAUCAGACUUCAAUUAAUUCAAUGAAUCAUGCAUCAUUCGAUUAAAACCAAACAGUAUAGCAAUCCCAAGUCAUUACAAUCAUGAUCCCUAACACAUGGAACUAUGGUUCUUCAUACCCAAGUGAAAGAGGGUUCUACUCCAUAGAGAGAGAGAAAAACAGAAUACAAAGCAGUCAUACUCAUAACAAUGGGAAGAAUCUGCUCUGGGAUGAUGAUUUUCACUCCUAUGAUGAUCUCCAAGCUCGAUUUGAUGAAACCCAGCUCCAAGAUCGCUUCUAGGGUGAGUUCUUCGUACUUUCUCUCUCUAGGGCUCUGUUUUUGCUCUCAAAAGUCGAUCCCCUCACUUGUGGCUCGAAAUUGGGUUAAAACCCAGAAUUCCCGACUCACACGGGUAGGCCACACGGCCGUGUGGCUUACCCAGCUGCCCGUGUGAGUGUCAAAAUGCGGCGUUUCGAAUAAAUGAACUUCAGGCUACCUACAUGACCAGAGACACACGGCCCUGUGGAAUCUCCAGUAUGCCCGUGUGAAGCCUCGCCAAGUCCCACACGGCCACAUGGGUUGUUUACAUGGUCGUGUGGGUUUUAGGAGUGCCCGUGUGGCUUCCUCAGCGUCUCGCCACACGUCCGAUCUUCGUCCAAUCGACCUUGAACUCGCUCCCAAACCUUGAUUCACGUACUAGGACCUGAAAUAUCAAAAACAAGAACAACCUAGCGUGAAAUCGGUCUAAAACAUGAGAAUCAACAUCUCAAACGACUCAAGAAUAGGGUUAAAAACAUGUGUAUUUAACGGUCUAUCAAUUACAAAGAGCAGAACAGACCUAACAUCACAAAUUUCCUCCACGGGCUCCCUUUCCUCUUAUGCUGCAAUUUCCUCUUUGCGUCACAAAAGUUGCCCUUCCACUUCCUUGCCUAGCCUAGACUCGUUAGAAUACAGAAUUAACACACUGGGAGAAAUAAAUAAUAUUAAGAAAAAGAUAAUGUCACUAACCCAGAACCUGAGAUUAGGUGUCGUAGUAGAUGAAACAUUCACAGCUCUUUGACUCACACGAAACUACACCACAAAUUAAUUCCGAGUACAGCCCAAGUGUUUAGACUCUAGUCGGAUGCAGUAUAGAGCAAGUAUUUAAAUUGUCAACCCGGGCCGAUCCAUGCACCCCUACUUCAAUCGCUUAGGUUGUUAUCUAGCAAACAACUUUUGGGUUUAAAUCUAAUGAAACUACAAACUAAACAAGCAAAGAAAAGUAAAUAAAGGAAAAUUCUAACUAAGGGAGCUUCACCCAGGAGUUGCUUCCCCUAACUAGCUACCGUGACUCGAUGGAUUGAAACGAUUUCUAAGGGCAAGGUAACCGCGAACCGCAGAGGGAUGCAUAUAUGGUCGUAGACCACAAUCUCAAUUGCUAAACCGAGGUGAACAUUAUGGUCGUGUCACUCGGUCCUCUCAGUUUAGGCAAUCGGUAGUUGACUUACUCCGUCACUCAACUCAAGGGUCGGAUGGUUUAAUCUCGCUUAACCAAUUUGCUUAAUUCAACAUUGAGGUUUGCCCUGAAUUAACCUAGUUAGGUGGCUUAAAAAGCUAAAGAAAAACCAACUCGAUUGAGUCUCCCUUGGAAGGGGGAUUUUCCUCUCUAAGCUAGGUUAAAGUGGCUAAUUAGAUUGCAAAGCACCAACAUGCACAAACCUAAGGAUGCUUAGCACAAAACAUGCACAAUCCUUAGGUUGCUAAGCACAAGCAUGCACAAUCAACAUGAAUAAUACCUCAAUCAUUGGAUUAUACAAUACCCAUAAACAAUCAUUCAAUCUAAACAAGUAAUUACAAAGUAUUAGUUAGGGAUGUACAACACCCAAGAGAAAAGAGUGAGUUUCUAGAGAGAGAGAGAGAGAGAGGGAUUACAAAUUUGAGCUCAAGAUCUUCUUCUUCUUCUAGGCUUGAAUCUCCACCCAAGCCUCCAGUGAUGCUCCAAGAUUACUCUAGCACUCUCUCUCUCUCUCUCACUAGAACUCCUCUUUGGUGUUUUUAGGCAAACCCUAGAGAAAGAAACCAAUUCUUCUCCAAAAACCAGCUCCCUUUUCUCUCUCCCCACUGUUGUCUUCAUAUUUGCCCGAAAGCGAUCAGGUCACGCACUCGUUGGCCAGUUCGUGGCCGUGAACACCUAAACGCGUCCGUGAACUCAGUCGUCUCCAAAAGGCAGUGCCUUGUUUCCUGGUUUCACGGUCAAUGGCCACAGUUCACAGUCUUAGAGACCGUGAACUGCCUUGUCAUCAGUAACUUCAGGAACCUCGCUGGACGACUCGGUGUUCACGGUUUGUGGUCGAAGUUCACGGUCUUAGGCCUCGUCCGGCCGUGAACUGCGGUUGUUUCCUGGGACGCCUCCACUUCACUGUUACAAGGCAAUUGUCACGGUCUUCGGACUUUUCUUCGGUUUUUGCACUUUUUGACCUCCAAUUAUCCCAAAAUUCGACCUCGACCCUUCCACACGUGCUAGGACCUGAAAUGUAUUAAAACAAACACAACCUAUUGUGAAAUAUGUCGAGGAACAAUGAAAUACUAAGCUAAAUGAAUAAGAAAUGAGGGGUAAAAUGUAUACAUUGAGCCCAAAUCACUCUUUCAUUAUGCAACUGAUUCAAGGGACGAAAAAUACUAGUUUCCUAUACAAACCAAAAAACAAAACCAAGACCCUUAGGUAAAGGAAGACAAGAGACAACAAUGUUCAUUCACUUCAAAAUGCUCGAAAGUGAAGGAAAGACUGUUUACCCUUGAACUUACAAUAGUUCCAGAAUCAUGAAAAGGAGUGAUCAAAAGAAACGAGUUUCUGUUCUUGCUAGGUUCGAAUGCCUUCCUUCUUAUUUUUUGGUUGGUGUCAUUCCAGAAUACCAAACUUCAGCAGUGACUUCAACUACUGGUUGAGACUCCUUAGUUUCCCCUUAUGCUGGUUGUGAUCCUCUACCGACUCUACCUCCUAGUUGUGACCUUCCACCACCUCUAGCAUUGUUGGAAAAGGCUGGUUCAUUUUUAUCCUUAUGUGAACUCUUGUUGUGCCCCUUUCCACCACACACACUAUAGUUAAUUUUGCCCUUCUUAUUCAUUUGUUGGUUGUUACCCUUAUGUUUUUUGUGUUUUUUCUGUUGGCGCUUCAGUUCCUCCUCAAGACCCUUCCUGCUAUUUAUCCUAUGCCUACCCCUUCUUGACUUUACAUAUGUACUAACAUAGGGCAGGAAAACAUGAUCUUGAUUGGCAUCUCGCCAUGAUUCAGGCCGAACCAUAGGUGACAAUGUGUAGUUGUAAGUACUAAUGUAGGUUGUCACUUCAUAGCACUUAUAAACAUAUUUUUCAACCUUUUGUCGCUAAAAAAUAUGCAACAAACAGCUUGUGGAAAAGGAAUUCCCAUCAGCUGCCAUUUCCUACAUGUGCAAGUGUGUUUUUCAAGUUGACCAUGACUUGCCCUUCACGAAAGCUAACCUCAAAUGAAUUAGCACCACAUGACAGUGCUCCACAUCCAAACCUAGCCUCCUUAGUCGCAUUUAUUUUCUUUAGGAUUUUUUGGCAGAAUUGACCCUUGAAGUUAUUCACAACAUACUCUUUUUUCCUGUUAAACCUAACCAGCAAUUAACAACGAAUUGUCUCGAACAUGUUAAUAAUUGGCUUCACCCUAGAUCCUAAAAUUGACCUAUUCCACAACUCAUUUGUCUCAACGAAUAUGGUGACCCCGGAUGGCUUUGUUACAUCUCAACACAUUAUUCAAGCAGUUGAACAUACUAAUCUUCUGCCUUCCCUCGUACCAAAGUCAUCGCAUACUCUUGUGCCUUCCUUGCUCUCCAUCUCGACGCUCUGUAGCGAAAAUCUUCUUCCACCGUCUAUAUGCUAUUGAGUCAUUACCCCAUUUAGGAUCUAAUUCAAACCUCAGAAAAUACUUCCUAGCAAUGAACUUGUAAGUGAACCAUUUGUUUCGAGAUAACGGAACACAUCCUUCGUAUUUCAGAUUGCAUGCUUUGAUAUAAACUCUUGUCCCAACUUGAGAAGGAGAUGCCCAAAUAUUACAAGCACAAUUCUUAUCAUAGAAAACAUGAACUCUUGUCGGAUCACUAUGGACAAACCUAAAAGGUAACUUGUUCCUGAUUGAAUAACAUAUCACAGCAUCCUUGAAGGUCUUCAAGUCCCUAAAUAUUUGCUCCCGACAUGUGACCAUCAGAACCACCCAAUCCAUCAAUCUCUGACCUGACAACUGGAUCAACCUUCAUAUUGGUUGCCGAUUUGGUUACCUUCGUUGCCACUUUCUUGAUGAUAUACAUCUCUAUGAAUUUUCUCCCUUCGAUCACCAUUUUGCACAUAGUUAGCAAGUCUUGAUCACCCUUUAACUCCACCAUCCCUUCCUUCAUACUCUGUCCCUUCGCUCUAUUGGAGUAAGAAUAGUUAUUCUUAACCCAAAACUAUUCUACGUUUUUAGACUUAAUUUGCUCUAGAUAUCCUACGUCAUAUAGAAAACCAUCUAACUCUAAGAUUGACAUCAAAUCAAGGUCAACCCAAUCCCAUUGGUGAACUUUUCCUCCAAAUUAAUAGCCAAUGUCGUCUAAUAUAUAAUUCAUAUGUCC